AGCAGCGCCUUCUUGCCGCUCGCGCGACCUGCCGCGCCGCUCGCGUGACACCACAACGGGCGUAACGCACGCGCCAUCCGGCCAAUUUACAUACAUAACACCGCCCAGAGGACGAGCAUGAUAAUCCACCAUCGACUGAAACCGAGCUGAGCGCUGAAGAGAAGAAAAUAGACUAUUUAAAAAGUUUUCUCGGGAGAGAGAGGGCUGUUUUAAACCGAGAGAAGGGAGAGAGUCGACGGAGACGGACGCGCGCUCGUCGGGCUCUUCGCCCCACUUCUGUUUUUGGGUUUACGGACAUGGACGCUUUGAAAUCCGCCGGGAGGGCAAUUAUACGGAGCCCCAGUAUCGCGACGCAGUCCUGGGGUUCGGGCAAACAUAAAAAGCUUCCAGAGAACUGGACAGACACUAGGGAGACCCUGCUGGAGGGCAUGGUGUUUCACCUCAAGUACCUUGGGGUCACGAUGGUCGAGCAGCCCAAAGGCGAGGAGCUGUCUGCAGCAGCUGUCAAGAGGAUAGUGGCCACGUCCAAAGCCAGCGGGAAAAAGCCGCAGAAAGUGACGCUAUCAGUGUCCCCGCGUGGAAUCAUCCUUUUCGACAGUGCCUCAAACCAGAUGAUGGAAAAUAUCUCCAUAUACAGAAUAUCGUAUUGUACUGCGGACAAAAUGCACGACAAAGUGUUUGCCUACAUCGCCCAGAGCCAACACAACGAGACGCUGGAGUGUCACGCCUUCCUCUGCUCAAAGAGAAAAAUGGCCCAGGCGGUGACCCUGACUGUGGCGCAGGCGUUCAGAGUGGCGUUUGAGUUCUGGCAGGCUAACAAAGAGGAGAAAGAGAAGCGAGUAAAGACGGGUUCGGACGGGGAAGGAGCCAGCAACCCUCAGUCAGACAGCUCGGCCAGUCUGGGCAGUCUGGAGGGAGGAGACGUCGCCACAGGGAACCUUUUGGAUUUGGCAGAGGGAGCCAAUGGCGCACAGGCCCGCUCAGGAGCACAGCAGACAGAAGCGGAUCCCUUUGUGGUUAAUAAUCACCCGGCAGAGAACAACAACAUCAUAUGGGAACUGGAGGACGGUCUGGACGAGGCUUUCUCAAGCCGCAGUCUGGAUAGUUUUGAAUCCUACUCAGACUCGCUGAGUCUCGCACUAACCCCCAGGUCCUGGACAUUGGGGUAACCCCUCAGGACUUCAACAGCGAAGAGUGCCUGUCCCCCCCGGUCAAAUGGGACCAAGACGAGAAAGACUUGACUGCACAAAGCGACCCUUUUGGGCUGUAACAUGACACCUCUGCCAAGGGGGAAAUGGUGGUGAAGGAGGGGAAAGGGGGGAGGACAAAGGUCUCCCACGUCCUCCCAGCUGAUGCCACGUCGCCUCACGGUCGCAGUCCUAGUGGACGUCAUCGACAGACGGAGGAGACGAGCGCACGGCUCACAGAACAGGCCAAAGCAAUAAAAACUUUUAUUUUUUCCUACA
Molecule: messenger RNA, 1466 nt
Organism: Nothobranchius furzeri (turquoise killifish)
Lineage: Eukaryota; Metazoa; Chordata; Actinopteri; Cyprinodontiformes; Nothobranchiidae
Gene: ldlrap1b
Product: low density lipoprotein receptor adaptor protein 1b
Source: RefSeq, a predicted model, not a curated record